This is a messenger RNA of Nilaparvata lugens (brown planthopper), 1302 nucleotides long. RefSeq lists its product as uncharacterized. The record is from RefSeq and is a predicted model, not a curated record. The transcript has 2 exons. NCBI's taxonomy places the organism in Eukaryota, Metazoa, Arthropoda, Insecta, Hemiptera, Delphacidae. The coding region runs from base 1 to 1302 and encodes 433 amino acids.
AUGGGAGACUUCAACUCCAAAGUGGGGGAAGGGAAAACCUCUGACGCUGUUGGCCCGUUUGGACUUGGAGAGAGAAACAAGAGAGGAGACUCACUGGAACUGUUUGCAUCAACACAUGACUUAGUUGUAACAAACACAUGGUUUAAACAACCCAAGCGCCGGUUGUAUACCUGGAAAAGUCCCAGUGACAAACCAGAAAAGGUGAUCAGAAAUCAGAUUGACUUUAUUAUGAUCAACAAGAGGUUCCGAAACAGCUGCAUGACAAUGAGGACCUACCCAGGCGCUGAUAUUCUAUCAGAUCAUAAUCCCCUGGUGGGAGAUUUCAGAAUCAGAAUGAAGAAGAUCAAAAAGAAAUCACCCCCACCUUUCGAUUUGAGAAAACUAAGAUAUGAGAAAACAAAGGCAGAUGUGAUACGGACUCUCAAUGAUCAGUAUGAAGGGACAGACAGAGGUGAUGUGGAAAUGGAACUGAAAGGUCUACAGAAAAUAGUACAAAAUAUAAAAACGGAUAUGCUGAAACCAGAAAAGAGGAGGAAUAAACCAUGGAUGACCAAGGAGAUUCUUGAACUUAUGGAGGAUAGAAGAUUGUCAAGGGGUAGCAAAGAGAAGAAAGAACAGUGGACAAAGUACAUCGAGAAACUGUUCCAAGACAACAGAGCUGAAGGCAUCCCACAUGAGAUGGGAGAGUGUGGACCGCACAUUUUGGAGGAAGAGGUCAAUGCAGCAAUCAACCAAAUGAAGAACGGGAAGGCAGCUGGGCCCAAUGGAAUACACGCAGAGUUCCUAAAACUCCUUGGAACAGAGAACAUAAAACGGUUGACAAGCAUUUUCAAUCAGAUUUACACAUCGGGCAGGAUCCCAGAGUCAUGGCUGAAAUCGGAGUUCAUCACUUUACCAAAGAAACCAAGUGCCAAGACCUGUGAUGACUAUUGCACCAUCAGCUUAAUGAGCCAUGUGUUGAAGCUGUUUCUGAAGAUAAUUCAUAAACGAAUAUACAAACUGUGUGAAGAACAGAUAGCGCUGAAUCAGUUUGGUUUCUUGAAUGCUGUGGGUACACGGGAAGCCCUUUUUAGUGUACAAGUACUAUUUCAACGAAGCAGAGAUGUUAACUGCAGCGUAUUUGCAUGCCUUAUAGAUUAUAAAAAGGCAUUCGAUCGGGUAAUACACGAGAAGAUGGUGGACAUACUCAGAAACAUUGGAAUGGAUUCAGGAACAAUUAACAUAAUAAUAAACCUGUACUGGAACCAGUCCGUGGUACUCAAAAUACAGGGAGAGCAUACGGAGGAGAUAAAUAUUCAAUGA